Molecule: messenger RNA, 3975 nt
Organism: Pyricularia oryzae 70-15
Lineage: Eukaryota; Fungi; Ascomycota; Sordariomycetes; Magnaporthales; Pyriculariaceae
Exons: 4
Coding region: 858-2318 (486 amino acids)
Biological process (GO): regulation of DNA-templated transcription
Molecular function (GO): DNA-binding transcription factor activity, RNA polymerase II-specific; zinc ion binding
Source: RefSeq, a predicted model, not a curated record
GCAACCUCAACAUCCAGGUUCAUCCCAUAUAGCACAAGACUUGUAUCCUUAUCACAACUUCCCCUGCCCGGCAACAAUGGUGAUAACACCAGCAACCCGAACCCAUUAUCGAAAACAUUACCCUUUUCCAUCAUGUGUUGACAAGCUGUUGACCGGCCAGUCACAAAAGAAAGAUUUUCCCUUCCUCCUAGCCCAUGCCCUGUGCACGUCUGAAACGUCCAAUCUAGGCCAUCUCCACCUCAACCAGGACAGCAACAACGACGGUCCCCAUUGAGGACUUGAUGAAAGAUUCGCCAUAGUCCAUAAUUCCGCACCCGAAUUUAUGCGACAUUAUCUUGUUGAAUCCAUCUCAACCAUCGAUAACUCGGUUAACUGUCUCCAGUCACACUGACUCAAAUCGCCGAUUUCAUCUUAUCCUCGUCUGCUUGAUCAUUUUUGGAACGCCUGGCCGACAGUUGCCCAAAGGACAAAAAGCAUUAAAGGUUACACAAGAGCGUGUGCUUGGCUAUUUCGGUUGGCCCCAUUACCCGCUCAACCAAAGAAAAAAAACCAGUGCUUGAAGGUUAGCUCGUAAGCCCUCUGCUUCUGCUUUUGCCUCAGGUAAUCAGCAGAGAGAGAGAGAGACCAGGUUCGGGAAGCGAGGUGUGCCAAAAAGAAUAACCAAAGAAACACUUUGGCUCACCUGGGCACUUCGACAAAUCAAGGCCUUGUCGAACAACGAUAGCCUGACAGCACACCAAACGUUCUGAACAGAUAGCCGCUCUGGAAUACUGUCUCGGCGCACACAUCACAUAAUCCUUCUCCGGCUCUUUCCACCCGUCCCCUUUUCUUGAACAGUUCUGAGAGCCGGCUCUUUCAUGGCAGUCGUUGCUUCGCCGCAUUCCCACAAACAAUUGGACCUCAGGGGGUCAGGCCACAACACCCGUCACACGCCACACUCGCCAGGACUGAUGACAGAGAUAAUGUCUUACCAAUAUCCACCGCCGCCUUCCAACGGCACUGAAAUGGGACUACCGCCCUCCGGUUAUAUGCCUGCAUAUGAUGGCCUUCCACAUCCCGAAAUGGGCCUGAAGCCCGAGUACGACCAUAGCUACUCACCACGGGAUCGCCAUGAUACUUUGGCCAGGGCACUGAAGUUGAAGAGGGUCAUGUCCACUCCAAACGUCAGGCAGGAAAUGCCACCACCAAUGCAAGCCCCGCCAGCAUUUGGCCAGCAAAGGCUUGACGAGCAUUCCAGUAUGCUCCAGGAUGGAAAGAAAAGAAACAAGCUAGGAUACCAUCGCAUCUCUGUUGCCUGCAACCAUUGUAGACGCCGAAAAAUUAGGUGCAUAAUCUCCUCGGAUGACCCUGAAGGUCGCUGCAUCAACUGUAUUCGGCUCAAAAAGGUGUGCACCUUCAGCGCUGUAGAUACACAGCCCGCGCCCGAACCUAGGGGGAAGGCAGGAACUCGAUCGGUGUCGAUGACCGGAAAGCCCAGCUCUGCAACUGCUUCGCCAGCGAUACCCCACACAGGGGGACACCAGGGAGAGAUGUAUCCCGCACAUAUUGGUAUGCCGCCAAUGCCGCAAAUGGCACCAUCGCGAACCCUGAAAACAGCCGGUGAUGCUUUCUCCCCGGAUAACAAACUACCAGCAGCUUUACCCACAACCCGAAGCUUCGAGUACGGACACAGCGGAAUGACGAGUUGGAUGGGGCCAGAUGGAAGCCCCAACACAACUAAGCCGGGCGACUUGGGAUCCAACUGGAGGCCUUAUGCGCAGGAAUCUCCAGUCACGCCUGUGACAUUCUCACCCUACAGCGCUCACGCUCCCACCCCGUCCACAACAUGGUCGCCGACAGCCACGGAUCCCGCCUCACGCGACGAUAUGCCUUGGUCCUCUUACCCGCCGCCGCAGCCACGCUCAAUGUCCUUUGGCUCCGAUGCCAUGGGCAGCCCACAGAACCACCACUCUCAGCAGCAAUACCCAUCGAUCUCCCAGAUGGCAGGGUCUGGCUCGCGUCAGUACGAGCGCAAGGCAUCAGCGACAAUGCCGACCGACAUGUACCCCCCACCGAUCGCUACCGGCGUCGAAGUGAUUCCGGGCACGACGGCGCUUGAUCAUGGCGUCUCGCUCUCGGCCGGCGCAGUGCCGCCUGCGAACUACGGCACAUGGCACCACCCCUCGUAUACGUAUGCCGCCAAGCCAGACGGCACCUAUCAGAGCUGGUACGGUGAGAACGGUACCUCUCAACCCCUGGGCUCCGAUGGGCAAGUGGUCCACCCGGCGGCCGGCGAGAACCAGCAGCACGCUGGAGCCUUGUACUAUCCUUCUCGAUAACAAAUCUUCGAAGAGUAUAGCGGUGAGGUAGGGGGACAAGUUCGACCUGCGCUUUCAUUGCUGUUGUGUGUUUGCCUACAGGUGGUUGAGUGCCAAGGCAAAACCGUCUGUUGCGGGUUUCGUCUUCUUCGAAGUGGCAAGGAGAUCAAUUUUGCGCUCCCCAGUACGAAGAAAAAAUCAGACUCGAGCGAAUUCUGGAUUCGGAGCCACGUCUUGUUUGGGAAGAAUACGGGUUUCGUUGGCCAUGGCGUCGUUGGAGAUCAGGGUCUAAGCGCGCCACAACGCGCCACCCCUGGAUAUGAAACACGUCAAAUUCUGAGCUAUACCAGGAUCAACCACUUCAAUCAACAUUUGGAAACCGCAACACCUGGAAACGUCCUCGCGAGACAAGGUAGGGGAGGGUCGGACAAUCUUCUAAACAUCGGGGUCAAAAUUUCUCGGCGCAGGCGGCUGGAAGGAGAGGCCCGACAAGAAAAGAAGUAUAGGGAGCUUUUAGAGUGGGAGCAUGUUGAGUUUUGCUGAGCCCUGCAUCUAUCUGCGCCGCGACUUCUUGGUUCCUUCCCGAGACAAACCAGUUCGGCGAUCGAGAUUGGUGGAACACUUUUUGUCACUUUGUGACCAGACCUUACGGGGGACAGCAAACGGAUCCAAAAGUCUGAUGAACCCAGCCUAACCCUCAGACUUCCCCAUUGGAACAAAAAGGUUGCGACCGGUCUUCCAGGCGGAGAAACAAUGCAAAAAAAUCCGGCGUGCGACAGAGAAGACACAUUCUCAGGACAUAUCAAAAUUUGCCUUUACGCGUCCCGUUCGUUGAUGCGACGGUCUGUCAGUUGUCACAUAUUGGGGCCCCGCGCUCGAGACAAACGGCAAGCCGAGCGUGCGCUUUUUCGGUUCGGCUAGCUGCAUGAGGCGCGAGACAGAAAAAUGCCCCGAAAGCUGAGUGGGUGAGAACUUAGAAGAAGGCAUCGCCCCGGAGGGCGGACGGGACGGCAUGGGAAAUAUAUACAUACACGGCUUACAACACCUUAAUUCCCCCCUGCUUGUUUGGCCUGGCUUGGUUUUUUCCGUGUUUUUUCUCUUCGACAUUUUUGUUUUAUUUGAUCUUUCUUUCCAUAUAAAUUUUUUCCACUUAUUCAUUUUUAGUUUUGUCUUUUUUUGAAGAUUUGCUUUCUUUCUUCUUUCACAACUUUGGAUUUGCGGACUCGCUUGCUAGGGGUUACUAACUGGCAAACAGAAAAAAAAAUGGGGUUUUGGACCGAAAAACAACAAAACAAAAGGGGGACAAAAACUCAUCAGAAAAAGUGCAAACGCCCUGUUCACAACUGCACAGACAUGAUAAUGGAUGAUAGAAAAGGGGUGGGAAGAGAAGAGUAUACGAGGUGACGUUAUCUUUGUUAACUUCUUUUCUUCUUUUCGAUUUUAUUCGUCACCCAUCAAUGUUACAAACGAAUAUCUGCCUUGCUUUUGGAUUAUCUUUUUUUUUUUUAGUUUUUUUAGAGGGAGUUAUUUUUUAGUCCUCUCUUAUCAUUACUUUGUUCUUCUGCUCCUUUCUCGCGUUCCUCUCUUGGUAGCUCUAGAGACAAAACCAGAGAGAUUUUACCACUCUAUCAGUCAAUGAGCCAUAUUCUGAGUGGAUAGCUUUGUUGUUCGUGAUCCA